Linum tenue is the source of this 654-nucleotide messenger RNA. NCBI's taxonomy places the organism in Eukaryota, Viridiplantae, Streptophyta, Magnoliopsida, Malpighiales, Linaceae. The record is from the annotation of a GenBank genome assembly.
AUGCAUAUGCUUCACUUAAACCCUAGCUCCCUCUUCUUCCAGUCAAAACCCAGUUCUUCAAUCCCGCUCUCACCGGCAGUUUCCACUUCAUUCCGCUGCUUUGCUGUCGGAGGAGACGUCCCCGCCAGGCCAGACUCCCCCCGGUGGUUCCCAUUCAUUUCUUCUUCUGCUGCUGAUGCCGGCGGCUUCCGGACUGGGAAAGACUCCGAUGGAGGAGGAGUUGGUUCCGGCUACGGUUCUGCCGGCUUGGACGGCGGCUUGUCCCAGAGGCGAGGGGACAGCGGCGGGAGUGGAAGCAGGUUAAAUGCAAGGGAGAAGAAGUGGUCGAGGAAUAGGGAGAGCUACUUGGUGGAUGAUGAUGAUGUGCUCCCACUUCCCAUGACUUAUCCUAAUACUAAACCCGUCACUCCCAAAGAGAUUGACAAGCGAUUGAGAUGUGACCCUGAAGUUGAGGAUUGUAGGGAAGUGGUUUAUGAAUGGAUUGGAAAGUGCAGGAGUUGCAAAGGGACAGGGGAUGUCAGUUAUUUUAACAAAAGAGGGAAAGAGAUUAUCUGCAAAUGUGUGCCUUGCCAAGGGAUCGGAUAUGUCCAGAAGAUUACUGCUCGGAAGGACAUUGAAGUAAUGGAGGAUUUGGACAAUGGAAAGCCACCAUGA